AUGGCGGCUCGUCUAUGCCGCUCACGUGCCCGUAGGGAGCCCAUUCCCCCCCCCAGUCUUUCCUAUCAGCUGACGAGGAAAGACUUGUCACGUGAGCGAGAUCCGCUGCUGGAGAAGAGCGUUAAGGCAGAAGUUGGGCGACCCGAGAGACGGCUUAUGUGUUGGGAGCCGGUAAGGCCAAUGCUCUGCGCUUCUUUCCGAGGGAAACCACGGGGGUUCAGCAGCUACUCGGAACACCUCUUCUUUCCCUGGAGCAGAAAUGCUAGCCAAUGAGAAGGUGCUUGUGUAAAGCACAUGCUAAUUUAUGCAAAUGUAGGCGGGACUGCUCUUUCUUGGGCACCUUGCCCCCCCCCCGCAUUGAGUGACAGAUGACAUCACGCUCCUCAGUUUCCGAACUGAUACGCUGGGCUGAGCCUCUCCAUCGCCCCUCCAUUGACAUGAUGGGGGCCGAUUUGCUACCAGUCUUGAAAAUAGAAGCGAAGGCGGAGGAGGCUGACACGGUAGAUUUCAUUGCCCUGCGUUGUAGUGAUUUAGAUAUGAUUUACACCCCUCCUUUAAACAUUAGAAUAUUCCUCAAGGCAGUAUAAAGUCCACAGUGCAAUAAAUGGAGCACAACUAGACUUGUUAUUUUUUAUAUGUUUUAGAACAAUAACUUUCAGGAGAAUAUACAUCUAUAUAAUUUAUUUACAUUAUUGUAAUAUAAUUAUAUCACAUAUUCCUAUAUACCUUGUGUUUUUACAAACUUAUUAAGAGGCUUGAGAUUUUAAGAACUAAUAUAAAAUAGUGAAGCUGAACUAAUUUGUUUACUACUUUUUCCUUUCCUUUUUUAGUUAGCUUUUUAAAAUAAAAUUUGGUGCAACCAGAGAUUUAAACUGGCACUUUGAAUUGCACCUAGAAACAGACUGGCAGAUGCUGUACAUCUUGGUGAUUAAAAUAUUUUUAGCACCAGUUGCUGGAAAAUGCAGGAGGAGAGAUUUCUGUUGUGCUCAGGUCCUGUUUGAGAGCUUCUUAUGGGCAUCUGGUUGGCUACUGUGAGAACAGGAUGCCGGACAAAAUGGGCCACUGGCCUGAUUCAGCAGGACUCCUCUUAUGAGCAGAGGCAGCAGUGAGGGUGGUUCUUACCCUAUUAUUUUUACUGCAGGGAAGACAAUUACAGUUUAUUUGCAAACGUAUGUAGGUGUUCGGCAUCACAUUGGCUACCCUUGCCAGGCCUAAUGUAUGGUGGUGGAUUCUAGUUGCCCAUUAAUGAAGGAAAUGCACUCUGCACAUGCACAGUUGUGUUUUUAAAGAGGGCUGCCUCUGACCUCUGUGAUGUGCCUUAAGUGUUCUGUUCUUUUUUAAAAAAAUAGAAUGCAAAAUGUUGCAGCAAGAAAAGCAGAACUCUGUCAAUCUUAUUGUUACGUACUGAAGUUCUCACCCUGGGCGAGCAGGGGGAAACUGUAUAUAGUUUUCACUCAGGUCCACAUAUGCAAAUAACGGAUCGAAAGUGACGUUCAGUGAUUGGAUAGUUACAGAAAGUUGUUACAGUUGCAUUGUAGUGAAGCUCUAUAUAAGCAGGCUAGCUGAACCCUUCAGUUCAGUUCUGUUCUGGCCUUUGAAUAAACAAGAGCUAUUUGAAGAAUCGCUGUGUCGUCUGAUAUGUUCACGCACAACUUAACACAUAUAAAUAAAAAUGUUGGAGCUUUUGUAUGGUUUUGUUUACGCCACAGAGAGGUUCAAGGGAGUAUGCCAUCUAAUUGCUGAGUUUACCAGGCAUUGCACCUACACUUUCAAUAACAUUUUAAAAAAAAAUUUAAGCCCCCUUUUUUGGCCCCACUUCCAGAUCAAUAAAAUAAGAACAACAACCACCACCAAACCAAUACAGGCCCUGCCCUCAAGUUUACAGAUAAUGACAAAACACAGGGAAAAGGAGAUGGAGAGAGGAGCAGGGAGAAGCAAACCCAGUCAUUGGUUUUUAAGGUUACAUUUCUUAUGGUGACAGGCAGGGAAGGAAACAAUUCAGAUAACCAGAUGGAAUGGCUGCUUCUAGGUGCGAGCCAACGGCAAUGCCUGAUGUGGUCUUCCUUGCAGAACUGUUUUGUUAUUUCCCCACCUAUUCUCUCUGUGUUUUGCUUCCUUUCUCAUUACCAGGCGCAUUCCCUGAAUGCCUGA
Molecule: messenger RNA, 2151 nt
Organism: Podarcis lilfordi (Lilford's wall lizard)
Lineage: Eukaryota; Metazoa; Chordata; Lepidosauria; Squamata; Lacertidae
Source: the annotation of a GenBank genome assembly